Schistosoma turkestanicum is the source of this 3217-nucleotide messenger RNA. NCBI's taxonomy places the organism in Eukaryota, Metazoa, Platyhelminthes, Trematoda, Strigeidida, Schistosomatidae. The record is from the annotation of a GenBank genome assembly.
CGUCCUGGUUAAUUUGGACAAUAGUGGCAAUCUGAACGUUUGCUAAUGAGGUCUCUGUUUUGUGUUACAGUACUAACGGGAAUGGUGCUUGCAUCUGGACUUAAUAUAAAAGAAGUUGAUGUGGAUGGUAAUCAUUAUGUGGAAUGGGGGGAUAACUUGGCCCUUACAUGUUCACAGGAUAAUCCUCCAUUCGGAAAAGCUAGCAUAGAUUGGUUUCUGCCGUCUCAACCAAACCGGCCUGUUGGAUAUGGUAACAAAGCUCAUGUUUACCGUCAAGAUCAGUUGGAUUCUACGGUAUUGGUUUUAGUUGUCCGUUCUGUGAACACAGAUGAUUCCGGAAUAUACACCUGCCGUACAGGAAGACAAGAGGGAAAUCAGUUUAUUGAAAUGGGUCGGAAAAGUAUCAACGUCAUAGUAAAGAAAAGUAUUGUGGCUACAGACUGUCCGAGAGACCAAUGGAUCCCUAUAUUAGGAGAGAAUAUAAAAUGUAGGGACAAUCUUACAGACUGUUCAGUACAUACUGCUACAGUUCGAUGUAUAAUCGAGGCCUUUCCUGCACCUACAAUUCACUGGCGUUUCAAAGGAGUUCAGCUAACUACAGGUACUAAAUAUAUUAUGACGAAUUUUGGGAUAACAAUUCUGAACCCAACAACUGAAGAUUCUGGCAUUUAUACCGUGAUUGCUAGACAACCACAACAAACUGCUGUCUUUGACUUGCAUAUUUCCGCAUUCAGCCGUCCGCGUAUUACUUCAGGCCCAUCAAUCGUUAGAACAUACAACAACACUUUUGUAUCUGGGAGAGAAGCAUUCCUUCAGUGUUUAGCAUCUGGUCAGCCCCCACCUACCAUACACUGGUAUCAUGAACGAGACUCACAAACCGAAUUACAAAAAGUAAAUCCUAAAAAGUUUUCAGUGAAUACAAAUUGUCGUAUUGGUCUCCUUUGGAUUUCAGAAGUAGCGUAUCCUGAGGAUUCAGGCAGUUAUAUAUGUCGAGCUGUUAUUCCUGUUCCUGCAACAUAUUCUGGUUCCGCCUUAGCAACAACAACUGAAGCCCAGAUAUCCAUUGAGGUUACACUUCCUCCCACUCUGAUACCUCUCACAACUAUGCAUAGUUUUGUAGAACAGGGAGAUACUGCUACUGUUCAGUGCCGAGUACGUGCUACAACACCAAUGGAAUUUUAUUUUAAGCGCUUUAAUUCAAGUACACCUUACAUAGACGGUGUUCAACCUGGUGAUAAACGUAUUCGUGUAUGGAGAGAAAGUGUUGAGAAUGAUCCAUUAAACCAUGAUUUAUUUUUAACAAUCGAAAAUACGACUCUAGACGAUACAUGGAACUAUACUUGUCAUGCAAUUAAUCAAGGCAAUUCUUCGUGGUGGAAUACAACAAUUCAAGUGAUGCAAACUCCACAAAUUUCACUACAUUCAACAUUAAAUACUGAUGAUGAACUAAGUGGAUUAAGAUUCGGUUGGCGAUAUCAAGGAACCAAUGUAACUUGCAUCUCACGUGGAAUGCCACAUCCAACAUGGACCUGGUAUCGUCGUGGUGAACAAAUAUUAAAUGGGCAGAAUUUGACAUUUGUAAUAAUUACUUAUGAUUACUGGGAUCAUAGUCAGUCAUGGCUUCAAAUUACACCCUGUUUAUAUACGGAACAUUUCAUUUAUGAUGACUAUGUGUGCAAAGCUACGAAUAUUAAGGGGACAAACGAAAGCAAAGUUAGCUUUCGAAGAGCUUCUGUUCCUGGACAACCGAAAUUAGAAAGCUAUUCGGUUACACAAUCAACGAUAUUUUUGAAUGUCAGUCCUCCGACUAACACUGGGGGCAUGCCAACUUUAGCAUACGAAAUAAUUUAUAGAGCUUUUGGCGGACCUGAAGGGUGGUAUGGUCCAGUCACCUAUCCGCUAGAUGCUUCUAAAGUUUCUGGUAGGCCGAAAUUCGAAUUGACUGGUUUACUGGGUAAUACUAAUUACCAAUUAAAGUUAUUUGCCCGUAGCAUUGUUGGACAAGGUACACCAUACAGUUUUUCAAUCACUACACCUUCUAGUACUCGUCCAGGUCCUGUGGAGGUUAUCCAUUCGGCAGCUGGAAUUUAUCCUUAUGGUCAUGUUGUAAAUUGGAUUCCACCAAUGAGUGGUGGUUCUCCAAUUCUUGGCUAUCGACUUCGUGUUCGAUCUAUCGACAAUGGUUUGAAUUUAAUCAGUAUGAUAGAAAAUAUUUCACCUUCUAGCCCAUGGAAAGUUUAUACACCAUCCUUUAAUAAUCCUUAUAUGAAUUAUUAUCACUUGGCUCCAUUGAAACCAGAUCAAACAUAUCAAUUAAUUAUAGAGGCUUAUAAUCGUCAUGGUUACUCUCUAGAUGGUGUUGAUAUUCAACAGUAUGGUUAUUUAAAUCGUACACCUACAUCAACACCUCAACUUCAACAAAUAUUUCCUGGGGAAAGAUUAAAUUAUCAAAAUCCUGAAAGAUUGUCCAAUUCUCUUAAUCUGUUAACCAAUUCCGAACAGUCUGACCUCGUUCCCAUAUGGUAUUUGUUUGAAACACCAUCAGCUGAUGAAUUGAAUUCGCCAUCGCUUUUGUUUAAUAGUAAUCAUAAUUCACUGAAGUAUAAUUCUUAUCAAAAUGUUUUAUUACUAGGAAUCUAUACAUUUACUAUGUCUAUAUUAUUCUGCUGAGCAGUAAAUCACUUAACAUACACACUAACCCGGUUGUUUAACAGACAUUUUUUUCAGCAUUUUGUGUCCAGAUAAAGUGACUUUUUUUUAAAAAAAAACAAUAUUUUUAAACUACUUUGGAAGGACUUUUUAUGACAGUUUUUUUCCAGUCAUGAUUAUUAUUAUUAUAAGCUUUUGUAUGCAGGUAAUUAUUUGGCAUUUACAAUCUAAUUUGCGCUUUAUGUAUAUUGUCCUUUUUUUUUAAAAAAAAAGCAAACUUGCGUGUUUGCUAUAUUUAGUAAUUUUCUCAUUCAUCCAUCAUCCACUGCAAUAACAUCCCGCUGUUCAACAUGCUCUAUUAACAUUUUCAUAAGAAUAAUAAACAUCAUAAUAACAGUCAUUAUGAAUAAUGAUUAUUUUCUAUUCCUUUAUUCUUGUUGAACAAACAAUUUCUUUAAUGUUGGGAACCAAUAAAAUUGACUUGAUUUCCUUAAAAAUUCUAAUUAUCAUGCUGAUCUCAUUUUUGCUGACAGUUUUUACUUUCUCUAAUAUUUUUAGCGGCCAUUAA